This is a messenger RNA of Aedes aegypti (yellow fever mosquito), 3911 nucleotides long. Its product is annotated as ras-related protein Rap-1b. Bases 975 to 1823 code for a protein of 282 amino acids. The record is from RefSeq and is a predicted model, not a curated record. Gene Ontology annotation, molecular function: GTPase activity; GTP binding. The transcript is spliced from 8 exons. Lineage: Eukaryota; Metazoa; Arthropoda; Insecta; Diptera; Culicidae.
GUUCCGUUGAAUGGAGCGGGUGCCUUAUUCACUUGCCGCAACCGGGACGACAAGGCACUCCGUAUUCGUAUCAGUUUGUCCUGGGCAACCAUCGAGUGCGGUCGCGAAUUUCCCGUUUUCCACUGGAAAAGAAAAAAGAACGGUUCUUUCCAGGUCUAUAAAUUAUCUGAUUGUGUUGCAUGGCAGCGAGCGAAAAGUUUGUGAAGUGAGCAAAAAAGUGCUACAAAACGUCGGGUGCGAUUUCCUUCGCCAACUGUCCCUCGAACCGCAAGUCGUAUUUAAUUUGAGGCGCAAAACCAAGACGACUGAGGUGAGCGGAAAGUGUUGAGGUCGAAAAUUUACAGCAGCCGGUGGGCAGCCAACGGAACGCAAUAAAAAAUAUACACAAACAGUGGAGAAAGUGAAUAAAACAACGAGAAAUUGGAAAAGUUACGCUAAAUUGCGGUGGCAUAACGAAAACGUCGAACUAAGAAAACGUGUCGAAGUGGAAGGAAGAGGGUCACCGGAAAAAGUUCGAUCCCCGAUAAAAAUAAUUGAACGUGGAACACAGCACCAGUUGCAGCGCAAAUUUCUGAUGAUGUAAAUUCUUAACUCCAUAGUUUGAAUCCGGCUUCAAACAGACCGGCCAACUUUCAUUGCUGGGGAAAAGUCCUUCCCUGCUGCUAUCCAGGGGAAGCCAAGUGAAGUGAAAUUGUGGCGCGCACACUCACACAUAGUGGAGGUCCUACGACUAGAUAAAAACCCCUCGGGUUUAGAGAUCCAAAAGAACUUGAUCAAAGUCUCCAACUGAGUAAUAAUUAUUUCCACAAGCCACUGACUGAGACGGCCAGGAACGGCACUCUAGAGGAACGCUUUUUGGUAAGACUUACAGAGGCGAUUGACCGAAGUCGUGUCUUUUUUUUUGUGCCGGACAGGAAAAGGAGCUAGUUUUAGUGCAAAAGGAAGUGAAACAGCCAGGCAGGAGCCACACCGGAAUGAAGGGCCGACAUCUGAGAAGGCGCUUCAGCCUGCAGCCAUCCUUCAUGAAGGAUGACAGCCCGGAGGACAGACCGAAGCGGGAAAAACCCCUGAAAAACGAUGAAAAUUCAAUCAAUUCAAACGUGCGGCACAAGAUUGUCGUCAUGGGCGCGGCCAAGGUCGGCAAGAGUUCAAUCAUCACCCAAUUCCUGUACGGGACCUUUUCACCGAAGUACAAACGCACCGUUGAAGAGAUGCACCAUGGACACUUCUCGGUAGGCGGCGUCAACCUGACGCUGGACAUCCUGGAUACAUCCGGUUCCUACGAGUUCCCGGCGAUGCGAGCCCUGUCCAUUUCGUCGGCGGACGCCUUCAUCCUGGUGUACGACAUCACCGACAGUGUUACCUUCGAAGAGGUCAAAGCAAUCCGGCAGCAGAUCCAUGAAAUCAAAGCAACCACAGCGGUGCCAAUAGUUGUUGUUGGCAACAAAACCGACCUCGCCGACGAGGAUGACGAUGUUCGACAGAUACCACAAGACACCACGGAAUCGAUGAUAACGGUUGACUGGGAAAAUGGGUUUGUCGAAGCUUCUGCCAAAUUGAAUCGGAACAUUUCACAGGUUUUCAAGGAACUGCUCGCCCAGGCCAAAAUCACCUACAAUCUGAGUCCGGCGCUUCGUCGACGGCGACGCCAAUCGCUCCCACAGCACGCCAGUGGUGGAAGUGGUGGCACUGGACCGUCCACCCCAUCGCAGAACGUCCCGCCAGCAUCGGUGCAUGUCCCGUCCGCAGCCCAGCUGGCUCACCUGCAGCAAAUCCAGGAGAAAAGCCUGGGCGGAAAACGGAACUCGUGCAUUCUGUCUUAGAACGCCUGAUGGAUGGCGAUUACAUGUGCAUUCGGGGAACUAUACAUUUCGAUCCGCAGCACGGGCUAUAUAUUUAUUCGAUAAUGUAAUUAUUACACAGAUUCAUAGCAUUGAAUUCGAUAAACACUUUGUUAAAUUGCAGUAAUUAAGAAAUUUCAACAAAACAUUAGAAAACUGAACAAAAAAAAAACUAGUAAGUGAAAAACGCGUGAAACUAGGCCAAAGUUGUAAAGUAGCGAUGUGGAAUAAUACGGGUAAAUCCAAACCAAAUGAGCAGUUAACUAACCAAGAUCAUUUAUAUGCAGAAUAGGGUGUGACAUAAACUGCAACUGUCAAUUUAGAAAAUGUCUUAGGUAGCAAAGAAAAUGUUUGACGAAUAAUGGUUUCAGCUAUUACAGUGAAAGUAUUCGAAAUAACUGACAAAGUUAUGCUGGUGAAGAAUAAGAUAAAAUUCCCAACUAAACAAGAAGCUUUUUCGAUUAGAAAUCAUUGUGCUUUUCGUACGAUAAGCCUAUGAAUAUGAAUUUGAUAUAUUUCUCAGAUAUCCAUCACAAGGAAGAUAGAAAGUCAAAAUGGAAUUGACAAAAGAUCGAUAAACAAAAUGGAAAGGACGUAAAGUCGAAAAACGAAGCUAAUGAUUUUCGACCUUUUGUCUUUUCAAUCUUCUGUCCUUUCGAUCUUCGAUUUUUUGUGCUCUCGACCUUUCCUUUAUCAGAUAAAUUUGGAAUAUGAAAUAUGGUUAAAUAUAUUUUGAAAUAGAAACAUACCAAAUUAUUUACACCCUGAUACAACAUGUUUUAUUUACUAGAAGUUGAUUUUAACAACGCAACUAUAGUCUAAUGUCAGUGAUUACUCUCAAUAGCAUAUUUUCAUGACACGAAGUUGAAUAAUUUUGAUUGAGUAAAUUUCAAUUCAAUGUUAAAUUUAAAUUAUUUAUAUGUAUAUAACUACCACGUGCCAUAUGUGUUUGAAGAUUCGAUAAAUAUACAAUUCCUGUACUUCAUGCUAAGUCACACCCUAUUCAAGAUUCAAGUUUAGUUGACACAGAAAAAAUCAAAUCAAUCAAGCUGAACACAACAAGAACGAACGAAUUUCAAUCCCAUUCCCAUGAAAACAAAAUCCAUAUUAUUUAACGUAAGUUUUAGCGAAGAGUUCACUAAUGUUUGAAUGUCGGUUUCAUCCAUACUAUUACAUGGAUAUGAGAGUGUGCAGUUAUUGAUAGUCGUUGAAUUUUUUCUCCUCUAUUUCCAUAGUUCCUCAGAAUAUCCCACGAUCAAUGUUCCAAUUUCACACCAAAAAAUAAACAAAACUCAUUCCAAACGCACAUAUUAACUUAAACUUUUCGCAAUGCUGCUGUCCCGUUUUUCACUAUACCUACUAAUGCGAGAAAUCUUUAGCCAAAGUAAGAAAUUUGUUUCAUGUAAAAAUAAUUACAAAUGUUCUAACUGCGAUGCAAUAAAUACAAACCAAGAUGAAAAGUAAAUAGAAGCGACGAGUGAGUCGGGAAACCAUCAGUUUGUGGGUAAAAAUAGUAACAAAUAAAAUUGAAAAUAAAUGAAAACACCACGAUAAGUUAAGUGUUUAAGCGACAGUAUUUAUAAAUAUAAAUAAAACAAGGCAACGCGCCAUACCUAUAGUUGUUAUAUACAUUCUAUCAUAUUGCUAAAUGAAAUAAUUAUUAUGAAAUCAGAAAAGAAAAAAACUAUCGAUACAUCUUAUCCAGUUACUUUUGCAGUGUGUGUUUUUCACGCAAAAUACUAAAAUGUGCUAAAUUUCCUAUAUACUAUCUUGGCAAAUACACAUCAUAAUGACUAGUUUUGUAAGGGAAACCGUUGAAACAAAAAAAAACAACACACGUGCAAUGCGAGAUGAAAUUGAUAGAGCAAAGAUAAGUCAGGAAUCUACCUAGAGCAAACUUUUAUAAAACAUAUGAUGGUAGAGCUAGUGAAACGGAAGGAUGAAAAUCAGUCACACUUCUGAUCUAUGACGGAAAAUUUGACAAUGUAUAAACGAAAUUCCUGUAAACCGAUGACAAUGACAGUGACGAAAUAAAAAAUGGAUCAAUAAAUUUUGGAUGGUUACAGAAAA